AUGCGCUCUCAUAUCCAGCAACUCGCUUUGGCUGCUGCUUUAUUGGGGUCUGGUGAUGCUGCGCCGGCCGGCCUUCUCGACGGUCUCGGUGUUGUUACUCAGCUUUUGGCUCUCCCGACCGACUAUGUUUCCACUUUGACCGGGGUUCUCGGCACAAAACCGGGGAGCGGCGUUGGGGCCGGAGUCCUCAACGCCGGAGAUCUCCAAACGAAGCUAGGUUCGAUCUGGAACACCGGAAGCACCAGCAACUUCUACGAAAAUAUCCAGAAGCAAAUCGGUCAAGGCCUAGUCCCGGGCAAUUUACUUUCCAGCUUCCAGGGACUCCUCGGCACCGGCCUUUUGAGUAGCUUGGAUCUGGCCAACAAUGCCAACAAGCUCAUCGCUCCCCUCAACGGGAUCGACUCAACAAGCAACAACAACCCGGUAAACCCGGCCAAGCCUGUCUAUCCCAAGAAGGGAGCCGCCGAUGCGCCUUACACCCUCUCUGAGCAGCAGCUUCGCCAGGCCAUCCACAUACCCGAGACAUUCACUUACGGCCAGAAGCCCCCGGUCAUCUUCAUUCCCGGAACUGGUGUCUAUGGAGGAGAGGCCUUUAGCUCCAACCUGCUGAAACUUUUCACGAACGUCCCCUACGCUGACCCUGUCUGGCUCAAUAUUCCCGGUGCUCUCCUCGGCGACGCCCAGGUCAACUCGGAGUACGUCGCUUACGCCAUCAAUUACAUCAACGGCAUCAGCAACAAAAAUUCGAGCAUCAUCUCCUGGUCCCAGGGAGGUCUGGACACCCAGUGGGCAUUCACCCACUGGCCUUCCACCCGCAACGCCGUUGCCAACUUCUUCCCCGUCUCCCCCGACUUCCACGGAACUGUUCUCGCCAACGUUCUCUGCCUUGCGCCCGGCAAUGGUGCCCUCGACGCUCCCUGCGACCCUUCCGUCAUUCAACAGGAAUAUAACUCCGUCUUCGUCAACUCUCUUCGCUCCCGCGGAGGAGCCGAUGCCUACGUCCCCACGACAACUUUCUAUAGUGCCCUCCUUGAUGAGGUUGUUGAGCCCCAACAGGGCACUGCUGCUUCCGCUUACCUGACUGAUGCUCGCCGCGUUGGUGUCAGCAACAUCGUCGUCCAGUCUGUCUGCCCUGGCCUCCCCGCCGGUGGCUUCUAUGGCCACGCCACGAUGCUCUUCAACCCCUUGACAGCCGCCUUGAUCAAGGAUGUUCUCCAGAGGGGUCCGGGUCCCGCCAAGGUUAGCAACAUCAACCUCAACGAGGUUUGCAAGGAUUUCAUUACUCCUGGCUUGACCCUCGAUGAUGGAAUUGCUACUGCUGGCUCGAUUGUAGCUGCAGGUAUUCGCUUGCUGGCUUACCUCCCGAAGCUUAUCGCCGAGCCCAACUUGAUGGCUUACGCUCGUGCCUAA
Molecule: messenger RNA, 1410 nt
Organism: Colletotrichum orchidophilum
Lineage: Eukaryota; Fungi; Ascomycota; Sordariomycetes; Glomerellales; Glomerellaceae
Exons: 1
Coding region: 1-1410 (469 amino acids)
Source: RefSeq, a predicted model, not a curated record